Blastomyces dermatitidis ER-3 is the source of this 408-nucleotide messenger RNA. RefSeq lists its product as uncharacterized. The record is from RefSeq and is a predicted model, not a curated record. The transcript has a single exon. NCBI's taxonomy places the organism in Eukaryota, Fungi, Ascomycota, Eurotiomycetes, Onygenales, Ajellomycetaceae. Bases 139 to 408 code for a protein of 89 amino acids.
AUAAUAACAACCAACCACAUUCAACCUCUCUCACAGGUUAUGAAGCCCUUGCACUUCUACGAAGCAUUAUAACCAUGCAAUAAUCAUACAAUAAGCUUUUCAAAUAGCUGCUUCUUUCAUUCAAAUACCCCAUGCCAAAUGCCUGUCAAUAUGAGAUUGAUCAACCGCGAAGAGACUACAGAGAAUCAGAUAGCUGGAUCCUUUUCAACAUCAAUAACCGCGCGAAGACAACGCAAUAAUCAAGCCCAAGAUAAUCCUCCAGAACGCGAAGAUAUGAAAGAUCAUGAUGAACCAAGCUGCUGGUUUGAACACCCAGAGAAACGACCUGCGGAUUGGAAGAAUAGAAAGAAGGUCAAUGAUGAUGAUGCCGCUACACCUGUAUGCUACAAUACUGAGCAAGUCUUCUAA